Molecule: messenger RNA, 216 nt
Organism: Neoarthrinium moseri
Lineage: Eukaryota; Fungi; Ascomycota; Sordariomycetes; Amphisphaeriales; Apiosporaceae
Exons: 3
Coding region: 1-216 (71 amino acids)
Source: RefSeq, a predicted model, not a curated record
AUGGAUAGCUCUAAGGUUCCGGACCAGGCCAACAACUUCUCCAAGCGUAGAAGAAGCUCUGGCCCCGCCUUCGAUGGCCUCAUGAACCAGAAGCGGUCGUCCGACCCUAUGUCUCAGGCCAGACGUCAGAGCCUCCAGGAACAGAAGCCAGCGGCUGGAAUUUUUGGGCAGAUGUGGCAUAAUUUCACCCGCGGUCCCUCGAGCCCAAGCAAAUAA